This is a messenger RNA of Stegastes partitus (bicolor damselfish), 2899 nucleotides long. Its product is annotated as neurosecretory protein VGF. The transcript is spliced from 2 exons. Gene Ontology annotation, molecular function: neuropeptide hormone activity. The record is from RefSeq and is a predicted model, not a curated record. The coding region runs from base 1 to 1263 and encodes 420 amino acids. NCBI's taxonomy places the organism in Eukaryota, Metazoa, Chordata, Actinopteri, Pomacentridae.
AUGAUCAAGGAUGAUAAUGAGAUCCUGCCUCCUCUGAAGGGCUACAAGGCGUACAACACUCAGCUGGCACGAGCCGGAAAGAAGCAGCACUGGCAGGAGAACCAGUCCCGCAACAGACCCGUCAAGGGGGGCAACUUCAUGGAUGACUUUGAGGAUGAAGGAGAGGAGCUGGAGGAGGAGGUUGAGGAAGAAGAGGAGAGCCUCUCCCACAUGGAGGAGGAGGCGAGAGCACGUGCAGAGAAGCAGGAGGUGCUCCGGCAGCAGGAGGAGGCGGAGCGUGCCAGAGAGGAAGAACAGAGGCUGGCAGACAUCGCCUCUGAUAUGCUGCUGCAGUACAUGGGGAGGAAGCAGCAGUCCUACAUGAAGCCCCGGCAGAAAAGCAGCAUGGGGGCCGCCGGCAACACCGCCGAGGACAAGCGCUCAGAGGAGGUCCUCCCCGAUGAAGACGACCUGGACCAGCAAAUGAUCGACAGGCUGAUCGAGAUCAGCAGCAAGCUGCAUCUGCCUGCUGAUGAUGUGAUUGAGAUUAUUAGUGACGUAGAGGAGAAGAAGAAGAAAAGGAAAGAGUUGCAGCAGCAGCCGAUUAACAGCAACCCCGUUGCCCCACGCUUCAGGCCUCUGGUGCCUCCUCCUCUGGCUGCCCCGCCUCUUUACCACUACACAGCCUCAAAAAACCCCAAGAAAGCCCCUUAUAAGUACAACAAGUCCAACAAGAAGUGGCACAAGGACAAAGUCAAGUCAUACAAGCAGGACUAUUGGUAUAAGCCUCAGAAGCAGCUUGACUACUGGUAUAAACCCCAGAAACAGUUUUUAGCCUUCCCCUCCUAUCCAUACUACCAAAAGCCAUAUCGAGCCUACUACCCUGUUUAUUUCCCAUAUCCCAAACAACAAUACUAUGGCAAGCCCUCCCCCUCCAGAGACCAGCCCUUCGGCCCCCAGGAACUUGAACUCCAGCCCCCGAGGCGCAGGCACAGGGCCGGGGGUAAGAACCGUGGGCAGGGCUGGAGGCAGCAGCCACCACCACGCCUGCCUCUCACCCCUUAUAUCUCUAACUAUAUCCUCCCUCACCCACGGACCUACCAACCCCUGCCCCCUCCCAAACCAAUAACCACCCCCAGGAGAGGCAGGCGACCCCCGUACUACUAUCCACAAGUCACACCAGGAGAUGACUAUGAGGAAGAUGGGCUGGUGCCUCAGCUGGACAGUGAGGAGGAACUGGAAAACUUUAUUGAGAGGAUCUACAUGAAGCGCAGAAUGUAUUGAGAGACUUUUUUGGACAUUUGUCAGAUCAGAGAGACUGACGGAGGUGGGAUAGAUAUACAGUAGCUGGAGAAAAGCUAAAACAGGGGUGAAAAAAUAAAAGACUCAGAGGAGUUGUGUUUGGAGCCUGACGGAAAUUUAAGGUCCGAGAAGUAAAAAGUUAGAUUUAUGUUGUUUUAAUCACUGUACUUUUGUUGAUUUUCUCAGUCAGGGAGAGGAUGAAGGGGUCCCAGUUUAAGCUCCCUGUAACCAUGUUCAGCCUCUUGCUCAGUUUACAUUUUGAAACAGAACAUACCAUGGUGUAUGUCUGCCUCCAUUCAGGUCAAUCUCUGAUGCUCUUGCAUAUUUCAGAGAUUUCAGAGGACACACACACACACACACACACACAGAUAAACACACACAGACACACAUAUACAUCAACACACCUACAUAAAAUCACAUUUUUGACACAUUCGCAAGCAGAUGUGCCCAUUGUAAGAGAACCAUGUUUACAACAUCACUUUGUAUCUUUUGUUUUAUAUUCUGUAUGUCAUAUUACAAAACUAAAGUAGUUCAAUGACUUCUUAGCUAUACAAGUAUAUAAAAAAAAAACCUGAACACUGCUAUUGUCAGAUGUUGACAGUAUAUUUUUGUUGUAUUUGAUGUGUGUACUUGCCUUUCUUAUUCCCGAUUGGAUCAACUUUAAACAGCUGCAAUUUGCAAAAGGUGCCAAAUACACACAUUUCAGUUUUUCAAACUCAAGAUUCAGAUUUUUGCCUUACAAGCGCCAUGGUUCUAUAAGGGAAAUAUCAUAUCGCAUAAUUCUAUCAUCACAACCGGUCCCAAUGUAGAAACCCUGUGGACUCCAAAAGCACAAACUUAAAUACUAAACACUUCCAACCUGGUGGACUAAGGGUUUUCAAUCAUUUUGGGAUCCAGAAGUUAUUGUGUCAACAUAUUUAUGGCAGAUCCACCAUAAUAAGUGUCACCACCGCCAUUCGCUGCUCCUUGACUUUGCGGGAGUAUUUCCACGUGUCAUUUUCUCAUCGUGCAUCUGUAAUUCACGAUUACUCACUUAUUCUUUGUGUUUUUUUUGUUUUUUUUACGCACACACACGCACACACACACACGGUUGUUUCUUGCAUCAUAUCCACAAUAUCCAGUUUUCCUUUCUUUCCAAGAGAAAAAAAAAAUACUUGAAAUCACUCUGUUUGUUCUGCAGCCUUUUUAAACAGAUUUCCACCAAGAGGCUACAAACAUUUAUGUUCAUUUUCAGAAGAAAUUCAUUGAAAAGUUUCAGGCCGGGGAGUCAGGGAUUGUGCUUAAACCGUUAAAUGCACGUCUUUCUACUUGCAUCUUAAAAAAUGAAAAAAAAAAAAGAACAAAAAAAAAGAGAAAAAAUAAAACAGUAUGGAGAAUCCAAAGUGGUUGUUUUCUCUGAAUAAACUGUGAACAUAAAAAAAAAAGAAUUUUCAAAAGGAAGAGGGCCACUGUGUCCACAGUGAAGCCAUCUGUCUUGUAAAAGGAGAGUGUUGUUGUUGAUGUCACCUUUAGCAUUGUAAGAUGUACAGUGUGAAAUAAAUAUGCCCGUGCAAUGUGUAAAUAACAGCAUGAUGAUUACUAGUUUUGCUAUAUGAUAAAAAAUAAAAGCAAUUAUUUU